Aspergillus campestris IBT 28561 is the source of this 479-nucleotide messenger RNA. RefSeq lists its product as uncharacterized. The record is from RefSeq and is a predicted model, not a curated record. Lineage: Eukaryota; Fungi; Ascomycota; Eurotiomycetes; Eurotiales; Aspergillaceae. The transcript has a single exon. The coding region runs from base 96 to 395 and encodes 99 amino acids.
CAUUUCCCAAGACUGGACGAAUUUUUUUUCAUGUGUUUCUUUCAUCAUUACUUUCAUUUUCCUGUUAAUCUUUUCACCCUCUUUGGUACCAGUUUAUGGAUGCGUGCGCUUGGAGUUUGACAUGGUUCGAUCUAUCUUUGCGUGAGACUCACCGUACCCCAAGCCUCUUCUUCGUCUUCUUCCGGGCUUUUGACCCGCAGAUUCGAACAGCUAUGGGCCGGUUGAUAUGGGUAAAUUAUGGGAAAUUGGACGGGUACUGGCAUUCAACUAGCUUCAAAGCAGGCAUUGUCAUCGGAUGGAGUUUUCCUCUCUUUCUUGUCUUUUUUCUUUCCUUUUUUAUUUCUUCUUCCUUUCUGUUGUCUGCUCUCGCUGUCGCUACGGCUGUAAGAGGCUGAUACGUUUCUUCUUUUCUUUUUUAAUUCUUUUAUCAAAUAGCUUAGGAAUAGUUAGAUACCAAUGCACACGAAAUUGCGAUGUCA